Truncatella angustata is the source of this 1814-nucleotide messenger RNA. RefSeq lists its product as uncharacterized. Gene Ontology annotation, biological process: positive regulation of transcription by RNA polymerase II. Gene Ontology annotation, cellular component: nucleus. The transcript has 7 exons. NCBI's taxonomy places the organism in Eukaryota, Fungi, Ascomycota, Sordariomycetes, Amphisphaeriales, Sporocadaceae. The record is from RefSeq and is a predicted model, not a curated record. Gene Ontology annotation, molecular function: DNA-binding transcription factor activity; transcription cis-regulatory region binding. Bases 318 to 1694 code for a protein of 458 amino acids.
CACCUCUAGGAAUUCCAACCUUUGCACACGGCAGCGAUCAUGCCACAACGCCAAUAUACUCGACUCACAACUUGGUAGCACGUACGUGUCGAUCAUUUACGGUCACUACGUCGGUUCGGACUUUACACCCUACGUCAUACGCAUGUUUAUGUUCAUCUAAGCCUCUCCAGAAUGGCUCGGAAAGACCCUAACACAUGUAACACGUGCAGGCGGCGAAAGGUCAAGUGUAGGGAGUUUCUCACAGAAAUCACACCGAUCCCCAUCCGAGUUGACCUCGACUGAAUUAUAGACAUUUAUCCAUCCACUCAACCAAGCUAAUGAUAGUAUAUACCUAUGUAGGUGAUGGUGUCACUCCUGAAUGUGGAAAUUGUGCCAAGCUGCAACUGCGUUGUGAACAGCCAACUGUUGAUUAUCGCUUCUUGAUUCAUACCAACAAUGCCAACAAUGCAAAAGGAUACAGUCCGUCAUCAGUGGCCAGUCCCCGCCGAGAGCAAGCACUUUUUCCGCAAAGCCGUGGCGAUCCUUCGGGUUCUACGGCUCUUCGACUCCGGCAAGCGGCCAACUUAUCACGGCAGUCCCCGAGACUUUCUCUGGAGGAGCCGAUCAUCGCUCUGAUAUUCUCCCACUACAUUAAGAUCAUCGCUCCAUGGUACGACCUUACUGAUGCGACCAACACUUUCAACGAUGUAGUCACAGCGCGUGCUCUCGACUUUCCGAUAUUGUUUCGAGCCAUCAUUGCCAUGUCUAGCAGUCACUGGUUCAAAACAACAGGUCAUGCGCAGGAAAUCGCCUUCGCAUUCUAUGCCGCAUGUGUCGAGGAUCUGCUACAAGCUCUAGCCAAUUCUUCUAACUUCCAAGGAGAGUAUCUAGCAGCGGCUUGCCUAUUGCAGCUCUACGAGAUCCUGAAUGAGGACGACAUGCCUAAUCCUCACUGUCAUCUUUCCGGUGCCUAUUCAUUCUCGACUGCUGUUGCCAUCGACUUCUCGACCUGGGAUCUAUCACAAGCGGGUUUCUGGAACUACAUGAGGGAAGAGAUCACUGUUGGUUUAGCUUCAAGUCGCAACCGGAUGGUGCGUAUCGGCAAGGACUUCAGACAGCUGCGAGAUAUGAUGACGAGUAAAGGCAUUGGUGACGAUAUGCGGGCAAAUUUGAUUACCUAUAUCCUCGCCGAGGCUUUAAACUUGUACUGCGCGUUCGAGGAAUACGAAGAUGCAGAGGAGCAACCGGAACGAGGCGAUGAUCUAAAUACUACAUGGAAGAGACUCUCGUCGGAUCUUGAACAAUGGACUGAGAAUCUACCAGCAACUUUCCAGCCCUAUUCCACGGCUCCCAAGCCAGGCAAUGUUUUUCCAUCGGCAUGGAUGCAGAGGCCAUGGCAUGUUUGCGCAUUGCAAUAUGCUGCAAUAGCCAAGAUUCUGCUUAUUUUGUCUGCUCCGCAAGAUGGGUUCGACGGUAAUCGCCGACGGGAGGAGGAAAUCCAAUUCCUCACAACAAAUGUUUGCGGGCUAGCAUACACGACUGGAGACCUAUCGGCGGCACUUAACAGCUUUGGUCCACUGAUAUUCUGCGGUCAAUUCCUCACGAUGAAACACCACCGCGCUGCACUAGAGACGAUGCUUAACAGCUAUUCGCAAUCCACUGGAUAUCCGAUAAACUGUCGAGUCAAACAGCUUAGAGACCGGUGGGCUCGAUAGGACCGAAGAGGAAUUAUAACAUUAUUAACUUCAAACUUAUUUAUCCACUUAGUAAAUUAUACUCAAGCUAGCUUUUCAUUACUUUAAACUAAGUAUAAUAUAUUAUAAUUACUUUAAAAA